UGUAUAAGUACUUUUUCACAGAUAGAAGAAAGUGCAUUACUACAACCGCCUCUGAAGAAGCAAGAUGACUGAAUGAAACCUCAACAUGGAUAGUGAUGGAACUACUAUAGACAACUUCUAGGUACUAGUGUACUAUUUAAACGAAGAGGACAACCUGCACCAAGCGACCACCAAUCGAGAGCAAGAUGCCGCUAGCAGACGAAGACGACGUCUUCUUCUUUUUCGGAAAGGCAUGUUGUUGCUGUUCUUUCUUUUGGGCUGCGAUUAUACUUUUCGCAUGUUCAUUUGCAGUACUGGAGCCUUUAGAGCUGGGAAUAGAGUACAACCUCAACAGUCGACAGAUCACGACGGAUCGGGUGUGGCAAGGCGGACGACGCUUCUUGGGACUCGGGCAUGAAUUCAUUAAAUUUAAGGUAAGUCGUGGUGGAUCAUUAGAAGUUUUUUUAUGUCUAGUAAGUAGAUUUUUUUGCGAAUUCUGACCGGAAAGUUACAUCAGCUUCUUUCUCUCCUGACCCCAGAAGAUGAAAAAUCACCACAAUCUACGUUGAUAGAUCCUUACUAUCUCUUUUUCAUCCUCUUCCCUGCCAAUCGUAUGGUUUUCGCCUUCUUGAAUGGUGCACGACCUUCGGGAACAGUAGCAGCCGACGGCUGUGACCUAGAUGAUGAGUGCGAACUGGACGGCGCAGAUUGCGAACCGUGUAUUAUGGCUUGUUUGGAGUACAAGAAGAUCAUGUAGAUUUUAAAAAACAAGAUGAAUCAUUCGACAUCUUCGAGGACAAUGCUGGUCGAGUGUUUAAUAACUUUUUUUUUCACUCCCUUCCUUGAUCAUUUUGACCUUGAUGAGACUGUACUCACGACGAAAUAGAUUAGACUAUCACGACAGGCCAACUACUACAUGAGAUGAAAUAUGGAUCAUUUCAAUCUCUAACUAUGUGGCUGGCGUCAUGGCAAACGACGAGAAAGACUUAGUGGCGUCAAACUUCGUCCACAAUUCGGCGGCUUUGAGUUGCCGAACCAAAGAGGGCUUACUCGUGAAUUUGGAGGUGGGCGUCGCUUUGCAAUUGGGGAUAAGGGUUAUGGCGUGGAACAGAACAUUCUUCGUUGUAGCUGUUCUUUUUUUGAAAGUAGUCUGCUUCUCCUAUUCUUGAAAGUAGACUAAGUACUACCUGUACCUCUCUGCUCCCUCUUCUAAGGCGGAAAACAGUCCUCAAAUAGGAACUGACAGCGAACCUCCGCAGCCUAACGCGAAACUGACUGAUUCUUUGCUCGGUCUUUUUGCUGUGAAUGGGGCUGAGAGCUGGCAUGGUCUGGUCUCGAACAGCAUCUCAGCGGCGGUUAGGUCAGAGGUCAGUCAGCAUGGAGCAUUGGAAUUCUAUGUGAAACGAGAAUUGAUAGGUGCAGCGAUGCAAACGCGGGUGAUCGAUGCGUUGAAACCUUUGAAUGGUAUUUCAUCUUACUCAACAAGCACAAAGAUCAGGGCUUUAUCAUGGGUUAGAAGCACUUUGCAAACAUACAUGAUUUUGAUGGUUCCCUCCGUGCUGGUACAACUACUUAUCUCGAUGCUGGUAUUUCAUCGGUAUUUCAUCUUACUAGAAGUAUUUUCAUUUUGCUGGUUCCACCUCUUCCUUCUGUGGUCGUACAACUAUCUCGAUGCUGGACAUAGCUCAUAGAAGAUGUUGAGGUCGUAUGUGUAGAAGAACUGCAUUUCUAGAAUUUUUGGAGAAGUACUUUUCUUUGAUGAAAUCUUUGAUGAAGGACUUCGAAGAAAGUACUAGGUUGAAGAUUGAUUACCACCAAAAACAACAUCAGUGACGGCGUAUUCGCUUGUGAUAAUAUCAGUGGACUUGCCCUUGCAGCUGAGGAGUGCUAUCCAGGACACGGAAUUGGCGAGGCAGAGGCUCGAAGCCGCCUAUUUUGUUAUGAAGACGGACAUCUUGUGCAUCUUGACCCUUUGAUGUUUGUAUGUGGCCACUUUUCGAUUCCUGAAAUGCAAUACUAUCGGGCCUCGUCAUGUCGCGCGCAGACAACUAGAGAAGCCGAGAGAAGAAAAAGAGGCAGAAUCUCUCAUGUUCCAUCUUCUGCGAUGUUGACCCUCAUCGUGGUCUUCAUGAUGAGCAACGGAAACGACUUCUACUACAUGACGUUCACGUCAACAUGCAUCAACAAUCAAAUCCAUUGAAUCAAUCCCCAUCAACAUCCUUGUUCAUAUCUCCCAAAGAAACGAGUGAGAUCCAAGCAAUGACCCAAGUAGAGGUUGCGAAGGUCGAGAAAAGCCGUCUAUUGCACGAAGCCUUGCGGAAUGCUGAGCGGACCUUACUGCGUAAAGUGGCGAGUGCGAUCACUAUUCAGUUAUGAAGUCUCGCUCUUAAAAUUUCUAGGUCUUCUUGAUCUUGUGAAGAAUUUAGUACUAUGCGACUUCGAUCACCUUUAGCUGUAGCAAGAGUCUUUGGCUUUAUGCGUAGUCAGGUAUAAAGCAGUCAUUCUCAGUCACAGAGUCAAACGUACACUGUAUAGCUGCCUCGGAUCAUAAGUAGCCUCGUCUAAAACCAUACGACACUGAAAAAACGGGCGACGCCUUUCUGACUGCCAAAUCAACGCUGGGUUACAACACGAGCGCCGAUGUGCUGCUUUUCAAGUGGCUCUACACUUAUGACGAUGUUGAUCUGAUGAUUCUUGUCCAGCUUUCCAUUUCGUACAUGAUGAUUGAAGAAGAUAAGCACGACGUAAUAUCGCAAUCAAUCAGAAGCAGAAUCCAAAUUCUUAAUAGGCAGACAACUCUUGUCGUACUCGUAGUCUCGUGAACCUUUGUUCCCCCGCCUGUACCUGCUCUAACCUCUGCUCCAGCAAGCCAAAACUUCCGAGACCGUGUUCGAGAUGCCACAGCCUGAAGAGCUGGGUAUCACCUUCUUGCCGACCACAGAGGCUUUUCAUAGUGGAUCGACGCCGGCUCCAGUGUCUACUUCUAGUUUGACGAUCAAAGCGGGCCUCAACAGCACCUUCACAGCACUGACAGCAGGACUAUCGCCAACUCUGACGAUCAGCAGUGCAAUACUGGCCUCCUCGAACGCUACCACUGUGGCACCUACGAAUAGUAGCAACAGUAGUCGGCUGGUAAGAAGGACGGAGGAACAAGAAAUCCUGGAGGCUGGAAGUGGUCGUGGAGGUCAGGAAGAGGAUGUUCUUGGGGGGAUGCAGCAUUUUCGGAAUGUCUUUGAUUAUGGCAAGAUGGAACCUUAUAAUUUGUUCAUGUGAACCUUAUAAUGUCUAUUUGUUCAUCAUGUUGAUCGUGAUCCAUCUUGUUCCACUAGAAGGCAUUCAUCACAUUCAAUUCUGAUUCAUUCUCCAACAAGUGACUCCUCUACAACUAGUACAGUGUAGUAAGUUGUACCUAGAGGACCAGCACUUACUUGUUCGUCCUCUAACCCAGCCAAGAAAAGGUCACCAACUCGUUCCAGACCAUUGGAGGCACGGUGCCAAGAACAGGCGGCGACGCUGAGGCUGCCCGCUUGCUUGCAGCUGCAACGGAAGAAGCACAGAGAGUAGUUACAUCUUCUUCUGCUACCUCUAUGAGUACUACCAGUUCUCUUUCAUCCUCUAGUGUCGUCCAAGCCCAAGGCCAAGGUCCUAGUUCCACUUCCACAGCUCCUGACGAGGAUUUCUCAGUCCCACGACGAUUAGACCUCGACAACCUCGACUUGCGAGAGAUCUUCAAGAACGCCCUUGCCUCUACUGGCAACUUCGUGGAUCCGGAGCAACAUCCAGACUACAUGAAUGAUGCAGCAUUUUUAAGGCUAGAAGAAAUCCAUAUUCAUACUAGGCAUCUUGGUCCCGUUUGUUUCUCAAGGAAAAAAAGACGGAAGAUGCCGCUGAACAAGAUGGAUUUCUUCUAGCUCUAACAUUUUCUUCUUCUGUCAUAGGACAAGAACAAAUGUCGCCAACGACGCUGUCUUCUAGUAUCGGACGCCCCGGCAGAGGCCCAGCUAACAACCGGGACCGUGACCACAAGAUCAGCACAACAGAAGAACAGUUUUAUGACGUCAAUGGAGAACUGAGAACCGCACCAACGUUCCCGAAGAAAGAUGAGGAGUCAGCGGCAACGCGCUUGCUCAGGGACAAAUUCGAGAGCAUCGAUCACGAAAACCCGACAGUGCCUGUGUUGAACCCAGAUAUCUUGGCGAACUUGGGAGACGUGGAUAUGGAUUUGUGAGUGACAAAAGUGGGGAGAUAUUUCUAGAUCAUGGUGUCAGGAUCUCUUGACUACAGUAAGUAGGUAGUAGGUAGGAAUACGGUUCGUCGAGGACAUUUUUUUCACCGGGAAAAAAAAUUCAAUGUGGUACUUAUCUAAUCUACGUACUAUUUUCUUCGUAGACAAUUGAUUUCAAAUGUUGUCAUAGUCACGCCCUCCUACGUACAAUGAAUACUUCGUGCACGCCGAGUUGUUGAUUUCCUUGAUUCCUUUGAAAACCACCAACAAUAACAACGACUAUGAUGUUGAAGGAAAACUCAUCGAACAAAACCAGCAGUUUGCUCGUUCUAGCAACAAUAUAAACAGAAUCUUAGUGGAAAGUUGAUUGAUCGUCGGCAAGGC
This is a messenger RNA of Amoebophrya sp. A25, 4588 nucleotides long. The record is from the annotation of a GenBank genome assembly. NCBI's taxonomy places the organism in Eukaryota, Dinophyceae, Syndiniales, Amoebophryaceae.